Messenger RNA from Coccinella septempunctata (seven-spotted ladybird), 2473 nucleotides. RefSeq names its product kinesin-like protein Klp68D (gene Klp68D). Bases 171 to 2234 code for a protein of 687 amino acids. The record is from RefSeq and is a predicted model, not a curated record. Gene Ontology annotation, molecular function: microtubule motor activity; microtubule binding; ATP binding. The transcript has 10 exons. Gene Ontology annotation, biological process: microtubule-based movement. Lineage: Eukaryota; Metazoa; Arthropoda; Insecta; Coleoptera; Coccinellidae.
AGGUGUUGUCAUUUUUGACUGAUACUCCCCGAUGUGAAAAUAUGUACUCCACAAAAUCAAUAAUUUGAAUACUACAGAAGUAUUAUUUUUACGAUAUAAGUACCAUGCAUUCAUUAUCUAAGAUUUAAUUUAAUAUUCUAUUACAUAAUAAUAGAGAUUCAUCAUUCAUUAUGGAUAAAUCUACUCUCAGCAAUGAGGCUGUACAGGUAGUUGUACGAUGUCGUCCUAUGAGCCAAAAGGAGGAUCAGGCUGAAUGUCUGGCAAUCAUCAAAACCUAUCCCAGUAGAGGCGUUAUCGAAGUACAAAAUCCAAAAGCUAGGAGCGAAAAUGAAAGGACCAAAUUGUUUACUUUCGAUGCAGUAUACGAUUGGCAUUCUACUCAACAAUCUUUGUACGAUGAGACGGUGCGUCCGUUGGUGUCCUCCGUGUUGGAAGGGUAUAACGGUUGUGUAUUCGCAUAUGGUCAGACGGGCACUGGCAAAACCUACACAAUGGAAGGAACGAAAGAGGUAGAAGACGGUCAAGGUGUUAUCCCAAGAGCUUUCGAACAAAUUUGGGCGCACAUAAAUAGAACUACUGGUGUCGAAUUCUUGGUGACCGUUCGUUAUUUGGAAAUAUACAUGGAAGAGAUCAGAGACUUAUUGAAGACGAAACAUUCCAAACCGCUCGAAUUGAGAGAGGACAAUGGUCAAGGAGUCUACGUAACGCACCUUCAUUCACAAACGUGCAAGAGCGAAGCCGACAUGUUCAAGGCAAUGAGAAUAGGAAAUCUAAACAGAACCACAGGCGCCACGAACAUGAACGAGCACAGUUCUAGAUCUCACGCUAUAUUCCAAAUAGUCAUCGAAAUGGCGGAAGAACACUCUAAAAGUGUCAAGGUGGGAAAAUUGAACCUUAUCGAUUUGGCGGGCAGUGAGAGACAGGCCAAAACCGGAGCUACCGGAGACAGGUUGAGAGAAGCUACCAAGAUCAACAAGGCGUUAUCUUCUUUGGGAAACGUUAUUUACGCGUUGGCUGAGAACUCCGCACAUAUACCUUACAGGGACUCCAAACUCACAAGACUGUUACAAGAUUCUCUAGGCGGAAAUAGUAAAACCAUCAUGAUUGCCAAUAUCGGUCCCGCAAAUACAAAUUAUGAGGAAACUAUUGUAACGUUAAGAUACGCCUACCGGGCAAAGUCGAUCAAGAACCAACCGAUCAAGAACGAAGACAUCAAAAACACCAAGUUGCUGGAGCUGCAGGAGGAGAUCGAACGGCUGAAGAGGCUCAUCGAGGAGAAGAACAGGGGGAUAGAGCUGACGGGUCAGAUCGAGUACGAGGUGAGCAGCGAGGACGACGACGACGACAACGAGAAAGAGGAAAAGGUGAAAAAAUUGGAACUGAGCAAGGUGGAGGUGAGCGAACUGGCCAAGCAGCUGAAGACGUUGGAGAACCAGAUGGUGCACGGCGGAAAUUUGGUGGAUAGCGUCAAGGAGAACGAGAUGAAGCUCGAGCAGCAGAGGCUGGAGAUCGCCGCGCGAAAGAAAAGGGAGAUAGAAAUCCAACAAAAAAUAGAAGAGGAAGAGGAAAAUUGCCACGAGUUGAAGCAGGUAUUCGCCAGUCUCCAGCAAGAGGUCGAUUUCAAGAGGGACAAGCUGAAAAGGUUGUACGCUAGAUUGCAGUCGGUCAAGCAGGAAAUAAAAGAUUGCCAUGAGGAAUACGUUAGGAGUAGGAAAGAGAUCGAAGAGUCCAACGACAACGCGUCGAUGCAGCUCCGAAAAAGGUUCCUCAUCAUCGACAAUUUCGUUCCCACCGAAGAAAGGACGCGCCUGUUGAACCUGGCCUAUUUCGACGACGACAAAGACAACUGGAUCCUAAAUAAGGAACAAUAUAAGCUUGCCAGACCUAUUGCUCACAAUUACAGGAGACCAAUAUCCGAUUAUGCUGUCCAACGUUCCCACAAUUCAUCCAAAUACAGGGGUGAAAAUAUCCUGGAUUUGAAUCUGGACAUGCCUCUACGCACAACCCAAGACUACACUUACCCCGCUGUCUGCCCGCAAAUUAAGGCUUUCGUUAGCAAUAUAAUAACGCAAGAGAGCCAAAACAACCACAUAAAGUUACCGGCUCACUCCGUGGCCGUGAAAAGCGCCACCUCGAAGCUCGAGAAAGAGGGGAAAUACAAACAGGCCAUUAGGAAUAUCGUCGAGGUUCAUAACCAGAAAAGUCGACAAAACUCUGCUCGGCCAGUAUUCUAAUUAACCGCAAUAAUCAAAUGCCUAAGUCGAUUUGAAGCAGCUUAUCCAGUGAAACUAUUGCUAGUCAUAUGCAUUCUACAUUUUGUUGUACCUUAUCCAUGUGUAAAUUUAUUUUUGCUAGUCACAAAGAUUAUUAUGUAUUUAAAGAAAAAUAUUUAUUUUUUUUUACACAUUGAAUGUGAUAUUUUUUCAAAUUGUUGGCAGUAUUAUUUAUCAAUAAAUGAGGUAGUUCCUGUUCA